This is a messenger RNA of Recurvomyces mirabilis, 300 nucleotides long. RefSeq lists its product as uncharacterized. Bases 1 to 300 code for a protein of 99 amino acids. The record is from RefSeq and is a predicted model, not a curated record. The transcript has 2 exons. NCBI's taxonomy places the organism in Eukaryota, Fungi, Ascomycota, Dothideomycetes, Mycosphaerellales, Teratosphaeriaceae.
AUGAACGCCUCCUUCCAGCUCCGCGAAUUUAUGCACGAGAGCAUUGAAAAAAUGCGAGCCAACGAGCCCGGCUGUCUCCAAUUUCAAGUUCUUGAAGAAGCUGAAGAAGGCGAGGAUGGCAGCAAGGAGCUCCGUAUGGUGCUUGUUGAGCUUUACGAGAGUAGAGAGGCACUGGAUUUUCAUCGCCGGCAGCGGAACUAUGCCAAAGUAUUCCAGACCAUUCAGGAGGAAGGGCUGAUGAAGGCUAUGCCUGACAUGAUUGUGCUGAAGGGGACUGGCGGGUUUCGCGACAUGCAAUAG